Messenger RNA from Xenia sp. Carnegie-2017, 523 nucleotides. Its product is annotated as 40S ribosomal protein S18. The transcript is spliced from 5 exons. Gene Ontology annotation, biological process: translation. Gene Ontology annotation, molecular function: RNA binding; structural constituent of ribosome. NCBI's taxonomy places the organism in Eukaryota, Metazoa, Cnidaria, Anthozoa, Malacalcyonacea, Xeniidae. The record is from RefSeq and is a predicted model, not a curated record. Bases 17 to 478 code for a protein of 153 amino acids. Gene Ontology annotation, cellular component: cytosol; small ribosomal subunit; ribosome.
UCUUCAUUCCGCCAUCAUGGCUCUCGUCGUCCCCGAGAAGUUCCAGCAUAUUUUGCGUUUGUUGAAUACUAACAUAGAUGGUAAAGAAAAAUGUUUGUUUGCCUUCACUGCGAUUAAGGGUGUUGGACGUCGUUAUGCCACCCUCGUUUGCCGCAAAGCUGAUGUUGACUUAAACAAACGUGCUGGUGAAUUGACUGAGGAUGAGGUUGAACGAAUUUCAACAAUCCUACAGAAUCCUCGACAGUACAAGAUCCCUGAUUGGUUCCUGAACAGAAAGAAGGAUAUUAAAGAUGGCAAAUAUAGUCAGGCAGUUUCCAAUAACCUGGAUAAUAAACUUCGUGAGGAUUUGGAAAGGUUAAAAAAGAUCCGUGCUCAUCGAGGUCUUCGUCACUACUGGGGUCUCCGAGUCCGAGGUCAACACACCAAGACAACUGGUCGCAAAGGUAGAACAGUUGGCGUUGCCAAGAAGAAGGGUUAAAAUUAAUGUUUAAAUCUAUGGAAUAAAAUUAAUAUUUAAACCCCA